GGAAAAUGAACGAAUUUCCAUCCCCAAUUCUACAAAACAAAACAAACAAAUAAGGCUUUUCCUUGGUUGUAUUAUCAUCACAAAGUAACUAAAACAGCUGAAAGAAUCCGGCGUACUUGGUCCACAUCGCAAGAGUUUGAUAAGUUUCUGUUUAUUGGAAGAAAUCAGAUUCACCCCUUUUUCCUAUUUGAUCAGUGUUCUCUUUCAGGUUUCCUCUUUUUGCAAGCUUUUCCGAAAGAAUCCUUCAACAAGGCAAAGGCUAUAUUUUUGGUGAAGAGAGUGAAACGGUAUACAGAGAAGUGGGUUGAAUUCAGAACGUUUGAACAGAUCUGUUACAUCCCGAGAUAUACAAAGACACAAAGCGCAUACGAACACACACAUACAUACAAUACGGACAGAUGUCAGAGUCACAGCCACAGAAGAGUUAUAACAGAAGACCCAAGGGCGGCAACUCCAAGAGCGGCUCGAAGAAGUCGAGCGGUGGAGGAAACGGCGAAGAGUUCAAGCAGAAACUCAACACGUUGAAGGAGCUCUUUGAAGAGUGGUCAGAUGCUGACUUGACUGAUUUGAUCAAUGAGUACGACGAACUAGAGAUCAUCAUUGAGAAGAUCACCACAGGUGCAGUCCAGAAGUGGGACGAGGUUAAGAAGCCAAAUAAGAAGGAGAAACAAUUACAACAGCAACAGCAGAGGGAGCAGGAGAUCCAACAACAGAGAGAAGCUGCUGCUCUUGCAAGAAGACAGAACAGGGCCACCAGACCUCAAAAGAAGGUUGGUGCUUCUCAAGGCAAGCAAAGUAAGCCAACCACAAGUGCACCAGCAGCAUCCAGUGGUCCAACUACACAAGCAUCUGGUUCGUCAUGGGCUUCUAUUGCAGGUUCUGAAAAGUCCAAACCUCCAGCCACAUCCACCACUGAAGAGGCUGCUGCUGAUGCAACCGCCCCAGUGACUACCACAUCACCAGAAUCUAGAGAGGCUAAGUCCGUUGAGUCACCAGCUCCAGUGCCAGAAACAAAGACCGAAGGGGACGAAGCACCAGCGCCAAAGAAGGUUCCAUCAAAUCCUGCUACUUCAAACCGUUCAUGGGCCUCUAUCGCCACACCACCACCUCCAAAACCACAGAAGAAGAAGACCGAGCCAAAGCCAAAACCUGCUUCCCAGUCUGCUCCAGUUGUACAGGAAACCCCUAUUGAAGAGUCCGUCACCGAAGCUUUGGAAGAGGUUACCAUCACAGAACCACAGUCAGUUACAGUUGAGACCGUGGAGACCGUGGACACCACAACUACUGUCGAAGUUGAAGCUCCAGUUGCCGAAGCCGAUGCUACUGCUUCAGCUCCAGCUUCUGUCCCAGUUGCGGAGGAGAAACCAAAGAGAAAGUUGAAACAAGAUGUCCCAGUGGUCCUUCCAAAUGCUUCAUCGGUUGGCACUGUUGAAGGUAUUUCAUUCGGUUCUUCUUUGUUGGAUGAGGAGAAGCAAACUGCUCAACCUGCUCAACAACAGCAAUCACAACCACCACAGCAGCCACAGCAGCCACAGCAGCCACAGCAGCCACAGCAGCCACAACAACCACAACAACCACAACAGCAGCAACAACGUCAGUACAACGGUUACCAACAACAACCACAACAACAAGGUCGUCAAUCUAACCAGUUUGCUGGUUACUACGCCCAAGGUUACCCUCAACAAGCCCAGGGUUACCCACAGCAGGCCCAAGGUCUUGCUAAAGGUUACGAACAAUCUUAUGGAUUUCAACCAGCUUAUGGUUACCAAGAUUUCUCUGCUUAUGGUGCCGCUCAACAACAAAUUCCACAGCAACCACAACAGUUCCAACAAUCUCCAUUUGGCGCCGUUGCACAGGUUGCUGCUCAAGGUUAUCCAGGAAGCUCUGAAUUAUCCAAUGCUUCUCCAGCUAAUGCUAAUGUCCAGCCAAACUUACAAAACCAACAGUUCAACCCAUACUAUGCUCAGUACAUGUACAACCCAGCUGCUAUGUACGGUAACUUCUAUGGUGGUAUGCCAGCUGCUUACGGUCAAAAGGGUUACGGCUAUCCACAGCAGACCCAAUCUGCUCCUCAAUCACAACAAGGUGCUGGUGCUAACGGUGUGAGUGUGCCAUCGACUGUGGCCUCCCAAACUGAAGAUGCUUCAGUUGCUGCUCAAAGCCAAGGCCAAGUUCAAGGUCAAGCACAGACUCAAGGUCAAGGUCAAGGUCAAGUCCAAGGUCAACAACAGAUCCCAGGUCAACAAGCUCAGCCAAACUACUUCCAAAACCAGUACGCUGCCUAUGCUAACUACGGCUAUGACCAACAACAGUACAGAAACUGGGGUGCUUAAAGUUUACGACUUAAAGAAGUGAAUCUACUGUUUUAUACGUGCCAAUUCGUUUAGUAACCUUUAGGCCCUAUGAAAUGGACUCAAAAAGAAACGUGUCUCAUGAAUUCACUCUUGUAGAUUGGUUUAUGUAGUUGCUGCCAAUGGCUUAACUGGAAAUUCUAACUUUUCCUUGUCACUUUUCAAAUCAUAUUCACUUGAGCCAACUGCUGACCCAAAAAGUCCAAACCUUGAACACAUACGCUGUCUAACUUUAUCAGUCACCUCUAUAAGUGC
Messenger RNA from Williopsis jadinii, 2606 nucleotides. It is a transcript of the gene DEF1, whose product is annotated as DNA damage-responsive RNA polymerase-degradation factor DEF1. The transcript has a single exon. Bases 399 to 2333 code for a protein of 644 amino acids. The record is from RefSeq and is a predicted model, not a curated record. Lineage: Eukaryota; Fungi; Ascomycota; Saccharomycetes; Phaffomycetales; Wickerhamomycetaceae.